Molecule: messenger RNA, 279 nt
Organism: Diversispora eburnea
Lineage: Eukaryota; Fungi; Glomeromycota; Glomeromycetes; Diversisporales; Diversisporaceae
Source: the annotation of a GenBank genome assembly
AUGACACAUCCAGGAUUUCAUCAUCCUAUUUCCAAUGAUCCUGGGAUCGCUAUCAUUUAUACAUCUCUUUGGGAUGUCCUUAUAACAAUUACCAUGCGUGCACUUAAAGGACUUGAAGAUAUUAUUGGAUUAAGUAUUACGGAUUGUAGAAGAAGUGAUAAAGGUUUGAAAUUUAGUUCGCCAGAAGAAAUGCCGGGAUGUAUUCCGGAUACUGUAAACAACUUUACAUAUAUCUACGAAUUAUAUCAAAAGGCGGAUCCUAAAUAUGAUCAAACGUCA